GUGAAAUCUGAAGACUGUUCAGAAUUGUAGUGUAUUAGUAUCAGUAGUAAAAGUGAAUUAAUACCGAGUGAGACGAAGUCCAGUUGAACUGGUAUAACUAUUAGCGAUAAGUAAUAUUCUAUCUUCUUUAUCUCAGAGCGCCCUAAGUCAAUGACAGGGAACAAUGAAUAAGUUACUUGUGAAGCCAGGGACAUGUUGGUUCGAGCAAGUUUCGAAUCCUGAACGAUGUAACGUAGCAGAACAACUUGUUCACAAGCUAUCACAGCAAUGUCAAGAUCAACUACUUAAGGAUGAUAUUCAGCAUUAUAAAACAUAUAAGGAGCAGUCGCCGUCAUGGAAUGACUUUCGCUGGGUCGAUAUGGUUCGGAGGAAGGGUUCGCUUCGGGAUCGAGCUGCUGCCUUCUCACUUUUAUUGCAGGAUUCACCCGUUCAUAACCUCGAGAUCUUAGAUAUUCUCAUUCAAUGGGUGUCCCCAAAAGGAAAACGAGAAUGUUUUAUCGCAAUUGAUGCUCUCACGGAUCUCUUUGUGCACUACCUGCUUCCUCCGUCGCGAAAACUAGUCUCGUUCAAUUUCCGACCUCUGCAGAAGCUUGAUAUGAAUAAACGGGCUGACCAGACUAAAUGCCUUGUAUGGUACUUUGAAAGUCAGCUUAAAACAAAGUACAUGCGUUUUCUAGAAAAUAUUGAGAAGUUAAGCUACGAUAAAACGGAGACGUCAAAGUCAAAAGCUGUUAAAACACUUUACAUGCUGCUGGCCGAGCAUCCUGAACAGGAACAGUUUCUUCUGACCCGCUUAGUCAACAAAUUCGGGGAUCCCAUGCGUAAAAUUGCUGCCAAAACAGCCCACUUAUUAUCAGAACUAACAGCGAAGCAUUCGGCCAUGAAGCCUAUUGUACUCUCUGAGGUGGAAUCACUGCUGUUCCGCAAGAACAUUGCCCCUAAAGCACAAUACUAUGCGCUUUGCUAUUUAUCAACGAUUGUGCUGACAAAUGACGAAUACGAGCUAGCAUUAAAGCUUGUACACAUCUACCUUAACUUUUUCAAGAUCUGCGUUGCCGCCGGUGAAGCAGACACGAAACUGAUGGCUGUUCUGUUGACCGGUGUAAAUCGCGCGUUCCCGUUUUGCUCUACGAAUGAGGAACUUAUUUCACGCGAAAAUGAAGACGUCCUGUUUCGACUCAUAUAUAUGUCAACACUUUCCAUCGCCAUCCAAUGCCUUACGCUUCUUUUUCAGGUGCUGACAAAGAAGAACUCCGGCCUAACGGCACGUUUCUACAGCGCGCUCUAUAAAAAAAUUCAGGACCCAAAUAUGGUAAUGACACAUCACCAGUUAAUGAUGUUUAACCUCAUUUACAAGGCUGUGAGAGCAGAUAAAGAUACAUCUCGGGUGACAGCUUUCAUCAAAAGAAUGCUACAGCUUUGCUUAACGUACCCACCCAAUUUGGCAUGCUCAAUGCUACUUAUUAUCGCCCACGUUCUGAAGGAGCGUCCUCAGCUUCUGCUUAACUAUCCACAAGCUAUUCAGGUUCCAACAAAGCCCGGAAGUCUCGCUGGUGCAACCGCAGACGGAAAAUACACUAAGCCGCUGAAAGCCGACAACAGUGAUGUUAAAUCUGAUGCCAUUCUUAUUUACGAUCCGCACACCGAUAAUCCGCUGAAAGCACAUGCUAGAACCACAUUGUGCUACGAGUUACUCGCUCUUUCGAGGCACUUCCAUCCCUCGGUGGCUCUUUUUGCCACUGAAAUACUCCAUCGAACUAAGAGCGGAGUCCAGUACUUCGGUGACCCGCUUAAAGACUUUACGACAAUGCAUUUUCUUGACCGAUUUGUCUACAGAAAUCCAAAAGCUCAAAGUAAUGAGGCUCACGACAAAAUAUUCGGCCGAUCGCACCAUUAUGCGCCAAAGGGUGUUCGCAGCAUACCUGUAGGCUCCGCGAUGUACAUGACCAAACAUGAGAAUGCUAUUCCAGUCGAUGAAGCCUUCUUGUUCAGGUAUUUUGUAGAGAGUGGUCGUCGUACGGAUGGAACAGGAAUUAAUGCCCGAGUCAAGGAUGAAGACGUUGAAGAUCUAGACUCAGACGAGGCGGAUGAGUUUCUCGGCGAUAUUAACAAUCACGUGGACAUGGACAGUGAAAACGGGGAUUUCUACUCGGAGUUUAAGGAUGGACGUGCGAAGCUCAAGGAAAACGAGAAUGCUGAUAGUAAGAGUGACGAUGAAUACGACGGAGGAAACAGCGACGAAUACGAAUUGGAAGAAGGAAUGGAUGCUGAGAGUGUUUAUGGCAACGAAGAAGAUACUGGUGACAAAAAUGAAGAUGACAAAUGUCCUGAUGAUAAAACACUUUGUUCUGUAAACCAUCUGGGUGGGACGGACGCAGACAACGAGUUUGAGGCAGACGAUGAGCAAGAAGAGGAAGGAUAUAAGGGUUUCAAACCAAAACCGACGAUUAAAGGAUUGCCUGGAUUUUCUCUUCCGUUGAACGUAAAACUAAAGAAGUUUAAAGUUAGUGAACUGACAGCGUCAACGGAUAGGUUCCAAAGUAUGCUGGAUAGCAAUCGCGGCUUAGAUGGCAGUGGUUCGCUUCACGCCCUUUCCGCAAAAACCGCAGCAGGAAAGGUAUCGGACGCCAAACAACUGGACUGGGAAAGAAAACGGCAUUUUCAGCUUUUUGGGAAACGAAAACCGAAAGGCAAGAAGCUUAAAAAAGGAAAAGUGGUAAAGAAGGCCGCUACUCUUAAAGCACAUAGGAACAUAAUUAAAUUUAACGCUCCCAAAAAAGGGAGUAAAAAACAGAGGGGUAAUCAAUAAAAUGGUUGGUUGUUCAUGAACUGUUGUCACAUAGUAAUUGAUUAUUACUGUUUAAUUUUAUAGGAACAAUUUAGAGUACAGAAACGAAAAGUGCUUUUUCAACGUCUACUUGAAACAAUAAAACAAUAAAACUGAAAAAAAGGUAUUGUGAUAAAAGUCCAAGAGGACGAUGCUUGCUAUCAGUGAUAUAUGUACCAUAUGAGAACACAUCCUUUCAAUGUUGCUGUAUUUGAAAAGAUAAUAAAUAAGUUGAAAGUAAUAUUACAACUUUUUCCAACCGAAGCUACAAUAUAUUUGGAACUACAAAAAUGCGCAUGGGGUGCGCACACACGGUAGAGCUAUUGAUUUUAAGAUGUCUUGCUAGUUUCAACUGAUUCUUUUCCCGCAUUAUAGUGCUCCAUCAAUAACACUUACAAAUCACUAAUAGACGAGUCAGCCGAUUCAUACUUUUGUUUUUCUCGUUCAUAAUAAAUACGACAAAUAUUUAUGCAUAACAGAUACAUAUAAAUUUAAAAGGUAUCGUUCUGAUUCGGGCCCUAGAACCGAACUUUGUCAAAAACCCUCUUCAAACGAUAUCAGAACUAAAAAAUGUGCUGUAAGUAAUACAACAUCAACGUGCCACUGUUCGUUUAAACAACCCGUAUGUCAAAAACCCACAAAUGUCACAUUUUUGGGACUCUUCUAAACUACACUAGUUAAAUAUUUAUGCAGUAUGAUCCAUGCAUACCAAUAUGCCGUUAGUUAGAU
Varroa destructor (honeybee mite) is the source of this 3556-nucleotide messenger RNA. Its product is annotated as CCAAT/enhancer-binding protein zeta-like. Gene Ontology annotation, cellular component: nucleus. The record is from RefSeq and is a predicted model, not a curated record. Lineage: Eukaryota; Metazoa; Arthropoda; Arachnida; Mesostigmata; Varroidae.